UUGUCCAUCUUCACCGGCGAGUCUCAUGACGAACGCCGCCACUUAACGGCAGUAGCUGCACAUCCGACCGAGUUCAUUGUUGCCACGGGAAAUCGCAUAGGUGAGAUUUUUAUCUGGUAUGGAUUGGCUAUCGGAUCUGCAGCAAUGAACUCAACCGAUUGGUUAAGUAUGCUGCUCCCGAAUCCCGAUAUUUUGGAAGAUGACGCGGAUUCCGGCACCGUCGGCACUUUUCCAUCUCACUCAGCUGAUGCGCAGUUUGAUGACAUCCGGCAGUUACUGCUUGAGAAACACCGUAAAAACCAUAUUCUUCCUUAUUGCCCAGUGCAUCCAUCGCGGGUACGGAAGAACCUCCUGCAUUGGCAUUGUCAGAUUGUGACCAGUCUUUGUUUCACACCGACAGGCAGUCACUUGCUUUCCGGAGGGUUGGAACGAGUUUUGGUGAAAUGGGAUAUGACUGAAUGUCUUGGCGGACCCAGACAGCGUCGUUUCCUCCCUCGUUUAUCUGCACCCAUUCAGUCUAUCGAUAGCCCCGGCGGACCGUCAGAAGAUACUAUUGUGAUGACAUUAUCUAGUAAUGGAUUACUGAUUGACCACCAGUAUGGCUUCCAAGAGCGUCGUUCCACCGGUGACCUGCUGGCUCUUAUCUCACUGGGCGAUGGUGGCGAAGUGGUUAAGUAA
Molecule: messenger RNA, 678 nt
Organism: Echinostoma caproni
Lineage: Eukaryota; Metazoa; Platyhelminthes; Trematoda; Plagiorchiida; Echinostomatidae
Source: the annotation of a GenBank genome assembly